AUGGAGCACGAGGAUGCAGUUGUUAUGAGUAGUGAUGGUGGGGCUGGCCCGAUCCCGCCUGUGAAAAGGUGUUUCCCAAAGCGGGAGCGCUCUGAUGGGGAUGUUGUCGGCAGCGUUGCCAGCCACGACGGCGAGGCGGUGCGCGAACGACGCCCAACGCGGUUUACCGUGCGACGGCAUUAUUUUCUCCCUAGCGACAUUGUUUGGGUGCGCCCGGCCGGGCUGCCGUAUUGGCCGGCGGAGGUGGUGCAGGCGGACGUCGCCACCACCAGCAUCACGGCGCGCCUUUUUGAUCCGCCGGCGUCGCACCUCUCGCACGUCGGCGGAGACGCGCCACGGGGCCACGUCACGGUGCCCGCUACGAAGGUGUUCUUUUUUGACCGCCUUCAGACUCCAGAGGAGGUGGAGGCGUGCGUCGAGGAGCGGCUGCAGCGGAAGACGCACGACGUGUCUGCCUACGAGGCAGACUUCCAGCGCGCCGUUCUGCAUGCAAAUCGCCUAGUACGCAUCGUUCUGAGUCCGGAAAAGCUUCAACCGUACGCCAUCUGCGGGGUUGGGGUGGUGCACAGCCUGAUGCGAACGCACAUCUCGGCCCCGCGACAGCCGCACACUGCAAAGUUUGUGCCCCAGACCGCCGUCAUUAAGCUGCGGGUUGGCCUUGAGAACGCUGUCCGGGACCUGCGAGGGUUCGAAUUCAUUUGGGUGCUCUUCUCCUUCUCCUACGCCACUUCCGCUGAGGAGCGGGAGGGUGGGGGCGGGCCGGGCACCGUGGAGCCCCUGCCCGCGGGAACGCAGCGUCGCCGACGACGACAAGGCGCUGAGCGUUCCGCAGGAUUCAAAACGAUGCUUGUGCCGCCGCGCGACACGGAGCUGCGUGGGGUCUUUGCGACGCGAAGUCCGCACCGACCAAACUUUAUUGGAAUCUCAUGUGUGCGGCUUGUUGCUGUGCGUGGGCUGGAGAUUCACAUUGCCGACCACGAUCUCCUGCACGGCACGCCGGUGCUUGAUAUUAAACCCUACUUGCCAUUCUGUGACGCCCACCCGAACGCAAAGGCGGGGUGGGUGGAAGCGCUGGAUGCGUCCGGCGGGGGUGGCGCGGACCACAAGUACGACAUGCAGCGACUGCAAGUGGAUCGUGUCUUUGAGGAGGAGGAGUGA
Trypanosoma conorhini is the source of this 1158-nucleotide messenger RNA. RefSeq names its product SAM-binding protein. The coding region runs from base 1 to 1158 and encodes 385 amino acids. The record is from RefSeq and is a predicted model, not a curated record. NCBI's taxonomy places the organism in Eukaryota, Euglenozoa, Kinetoplastea, Trypanosomatida, Trypanosomatidae. The transcript has a single exon.